AUGCCCGCAAACGUGUGUACUAUCUCUAUUUCUUAUAUCAUAUCAUUUCAGGAAGUUGAUGAUGAUCCUACCACGGAGCGCUACAUACAGGCGGUCGAAGCUACUGAGGGGCCGUUCAUCCGAUGCCAUUUUAACACAAUUUUACCGCCAGCAAGCCAGGCUUGGGGCUACAUCGAUGCUGAUCCAAAUGAACCUAUGAACGAACAACUCGGUUUCCUUGCAACUUUUCAGGAUGGCACGGAUAUUCGCGACAAGUUUUCUGUAUAUGAUGGGCCGGCCCGUAUUGUCGAUGUGUUUCCGAGGAGGCGCACCUUCCCUUUCCAAUUCAGUCGCCCUGCGCAGUCGGAUCCUGAUGCGGAAGCACAGGCAGAUGCCAGCAGGCAUGACAACAGCCCUUCGCGCAAACGUGAAAGAAAGUCGUAUCCUGACGACUCCCACUCUAGACCUGCGAAGAAGUCCAAGUGUCAGUGUAAAGUCCAUGCCGAGGCCGAGGCAGAAGCAGAUGAAUUCGCAAUGAAGGUAAUGAAGAAAGUGCGCUUCAAAUUGAUUUAG
Molecule: messenger RNA, 552 nt
Organism: Cooperia oncophora
Lineage: Eukaryota; Metazoa; Nematoda; Chromadorea; Rhabditida; Trichostrongylidae
Source: the annotation of a GenBank genome assembly